Eupeodes corollae is the source of this 866-nucleotide messenger RNA. RefSeq names its product ATP-dependent DNA helicase pif1-like. Bases 1 to 816 code for a protein of 271 amino acids. The transcript has a single exon. Lineage: Eukaryota; Metazoa; Arthropoda; Insecta; Diptera; Syrphidae. The record is from RefSeq and is a predicted model, not a curated record.
AUGAGAGUAGAGCUUACUAACAACACUGAUACUUCUGAGUUCGCGUCUCUACUUCUAAGAAUUGGUGAUGAAAAACAUACUUUCAUGGGUCCAAAUACAAUUGAAUUAAACGAAAGCUUCGGAAAAAUUGUGUAUAGCACAGAACAACUUAUUCAGUGUGUGUAUGGAGACCUGAACGCGUUAGAAUCAAGACCAUUUUCUUGGUUUUGCGAAAGAGCUAUCGUGUCACCAAAAAACUGUUCAGUGGAUGAAAUAAACAGAUACGUGCUUCAGAAUCUUAAAACGGAGUCGCAUAAAUACAAUGCAAUUGACACUGUGGUUGAUGAUAAUGAUAGUGUGCACUACCCUCAUGAGUUUUUAAAUUCACUCAACCCAGCAGGCCUGCCGCCAUAUCAACUUAAUUUAAAAAUUGGUACACCAAUUAUUCUAAUAAGAAAUCUCAAUCCUCCGAAUCUGUGCAAUGGCACACGACUCCAAAUCAAAAAGCUAUUAAAAAAUAUAAUACAAGUCCAAAUUCUUACCGGACCCGCAGUAGGAAAAUAUGCCCUGAUUCCCCGGAUACCAAUGAUACCAACAGAUCUCCCUUUUCAAUUUAAACGUGUGCAAUUUCCCAUUAAACCAUGCUUUUGUAUGACAAUUAACAAGGCUCAGGGUCAAUCGUUUAAAUUUAUUGGAGUCGACCUUAGGGAAAAUGUCUUCUCUCAUGGUCAGCUUUAUGUUGCUCUUUCCAGGGUAGGCUCAAAAAGCAACCAAUGCAUACUUCUUCCUCGCAGUAAUAUAACUGCAAAUAUUGUUUAUCCGGAGGCUUUGAAAUAAAAAAAUAUUUAUAAUAUGCACAAACAUGAACAAACUCUUUUUUUUCAAGU